This is a messenger RNA of Arabidopsis arenosa, 2897 nucleotides long. Lineage: Eukaryota; Viridiplantae; Streptophyta; Magnoliopsida; Brassicales; Brassicaceae. The record is from the annotation of a GenBank genome assembly.
AAAUAAAACGGAUAGUGUUCUCUCUCUUAUCCGGAAACUGUGAAGUGAAUAAAAUGGAGAACUUCUCUGUAACGUACCGCCAUUGUCACAGCUCCUUGUUUCUUCAUCAGUCACAGCGAAGAUAUCUUCUUAAUCAUUCUUCGGCUUGUUUUUCUCUGGACAUCAAACAUGCGUCGUUUGAAUCUAUACCAACCUCAGUAUCUCUGGAACCGUCGUCUUCAAGUUGGGAUUUUAAUCCGUUGAAGGAGCUAAAUGGAUGCAAAAAUCUUAUUUCUGUUAAAGCUACUCAUGCUCGGAUGAUGAAGUUAUUCGAUCGAUUCGAAUUGGAGUUCAUUGCUAAGUGCUUGAUCACUCGUUACCUUGAAUUCGAAGAAUUUGGAUAUGCCAGUACUGUGUUCUUCCUGGGAUUCCCAAGGAAUCAAGUUUCAUGGAGGGAUUUCUUGGAAAAGACUGAGAAUUUCGGAGUAGACAAGUAUAGGGUCUUGGGGGAAUUUGUUCAGCUACAGAACAAAGGAGUAAAUUUCGAUGAAGUAGUUCUCGCUAUGGUUUUGAGAAUUUGUGCUGUUCUAAUGUAUCGGUUAUUGGGUUUAACUAUCCAUGGUAAUUUGAUCAAGAGAGGGCUCGAUAAUUCAGACACACGAGUGGUUUCUGCGUUGAUGGGUUUCUAUGGAAGAUGUGUGAGUUUGGAUCUUGCUAACAAGAUAUUCGAUGAAAUGCCUAAAAGAGAUGAUCUUGCAUGGAACGAGAUCGUGAUGGUAAACUUGCGGAGUGGGAAUUGGGAAAAGGCUUUGAAACUGUUCAGAGAGAUGCAGUUUUCUGGUGCAAAAGCUUAUGAUAGUACAAUGGUUAAGCUUUUGCAAGUUUGUAGCAACAAGGAAGGUUUUGCAGAAGGGAGACAGAUUCAUGGGUAUGUUCUGAGACUGGGGUUUGAAUCAAAUGUGUCCAUGUGUAACUCCUUGAUUGUCAUGUACUCGAGGAAUGGCAAGCUUGAAUCAUCCAGGAAAGUUUUUAAUUUGAUGAAAGAUCGGAAUUUGUCUUCGUGGAACUCGAUUGUAUCGAGUUAUACGAAACUUGGUUAUGUAGAUGAUGCUAUGGGUCUCCUGGACGAGAUGGAGACAUGUGGUCUGAAACCAGAUAUAGUGACAUGGAACUCUCUUUUGUCAGGUUAUGCUUCUAAAGCCUUAUCCAGAGAUGCCAUUGCGGUAUUGAAGAGAAUACAAAUUGCUGGUCUGAAGCCAAACACGAGCUCAAUUAGUAGUCUUCUUCAAGCUGUUUAUGAACCAGGGCUUGUUAAACUUGGGAAAGCGAUUCACGGAUAUGUAAUAAGAAAUCAGCUUUGGUAUGAUGUUUAUGUAGAAACCACUUUGAUCGACAUGUAUAUUAAAACUGGCUACUUGCCUUACGCCCGGAUGGUUUUUGAUAUGAUGGAUGAGAAGAACAUUGUUGCUUGGAAUUCACUCAUCUCGGGACUUUCGUACACCGGUCUUCUAAAGGAGGCUGAAGCGUUAAUAAGUAGAAUGGAAAAGGAAGGGAUCAAACCUGAUGCUGUUACAUGGAACAGUCUGGUUUCUGGGUAUGCGACUUGGGGAAAAACUGAGAAAGCUUUCGCUGUGGUAGGGAAGAUGAAAAAGAACGGGGUGGAGCCUAAUGUGGUUUCAUGGACUGCCAUCUUGUCGGGGUGUUCCAAAAAUGGAAACUUUGGGAAUGGUCUCAAAGUUUUCAUGAAAAUGCAGGAAGAAGGUGUCUCUCCAAACUCAGCUACCAUAUCCAGCUUGCUUAGGAUAUUAGGUUGCUUGAGUCUAUUAUACAGUGGCAAAGAGGUUCACAGCUUCUGUUUGAAGAACAAUUUGAUCCGCGAUGCACAUGUUGCAACUGCACUAGUAGAUAUGUACGCAAAAUCAGGGGAUCUGCAAAGCGCGGCUGAGAUUUUCUGGGGCAUUAAGAACAAACCGCUAGCUUCUUGGAACUGUAUGAUCAUGGGUUAUGCCAUGUUUAGGCGAGGCGAAGAAGGGAUUGCGGUUUUCAGUGCGAUGCUUGAAGCGGGCAUUGAACCUGAUGUUAUAACGUUUACCUCUGUCUUGUCUGUUUGUAAGAACUCAGGUCUUGUCCGAGAAGGAUGGAAAUACUUUGAUCUUAUGAGGUCUCAUUAUGGUGUUAUCCCGACUAUCGAACACUGCUCUUGCAUGGUAGAAUUGCUCGGGAGAUCGGGUUAUCUUGAUGAAGCCUGGGACUUUAUCCGAACAAUGCCAUUAAAACCCGAUGCAACUAUUUGGGGUGCAUUUCUUUCAUCUUGUAAGAUCCAUAGAGACCUAGAACUCGCUGAAAUCGCUUGGAAGAGGCUUCAAGUACUAGAACCACACAAUUCAGCUAACUACAUGAUGAUGAUAAACUUGUACAGUAAUUUGAACAGAUGGGAAGAUGUUGAACACAUACGGAACUCAAUGAGCAAUAAUAGGGUGAGAGUCCAGGAUCUGUGGAGCUGGAUUCAGAUUGAUCAAACGGUUCACAUGUUCUAUGCAGAGGGAAAAGCACAUCCUGAUGAAGGAGAAAUUUACUUUGAGCUGUACAAAUUAGUCUCUGAGAUGAAGAAAUCAGGUUAUGUGCCAUACACAAGAUGUAUACACCAAAACGUAAGUGAAUCAGAGAAAGAGAAGCUGCUUAUGGGACAUACAGAGAAGUUAGCAAUGACUUAUGGCCUUAUCAAGAAGAAAGGCAUAGCUCCUAUAAGAGUGGUCAAAAACACAAAUCUAUGUUCCGAUUGCCACACUGUAGCCAAAUACAUAUCGGUUUUAAGAAACCGUGAAAUUGUUUUACAAGAGGGGGCAAGAGUUCAUCAUUUCAGAGACGGAAAAUGUUCCUGCAACGACUCUUGGUGAUAAUAUAGAUAGUCACUAGCU